AUGGAAGGUGAAGAAGCCGUCACUCAUCUCAUGGAGAUCCCCCCGAAUGACGAGGACACCCAGGAGCUCCCAAAAGUGGGUGAUAAAGGAGCCGAGGGAGCAGCAGCUGCAGAGGAGGCUGUGACCAGGGACACAAGGGACAGCGGUGACCCACCGGGGUGUCUGCGGCUGGACCAGGACAUGCCACGCUUGGACCAUGGGGACGGUGGAGCAGACACUCUCCUGAAGGCCUCGAUGGACAGGCAGAGGAGCACCCAGCUCUCGGCCCUUGACAGCUUCCCCCUGAAGCACUCGAACACACUGACAAACAGGCAGCGGGGCAACGAAGUCUCAGCACUCCCAGCCACGCUGGACACAUUGUCCAUCCACCAGCUCGCUGCCCAAGGAGAGCUCAGCCAGCUGAAAGAGCACCUUCGGAAAGGUGAGAACUUGGUAAAUAAACCUGAUGAGAGAGGUUUCACACCACUGAUCUGGGCUGCAGCCUUCGGAGAGAUCGAAACGGUCCGUCACCUGCUGGAAUGGGGUGCUGACCCCCACGCGCUGGCGAAGGAGCGGGAGAGCGCCCUGUCCCUGGCCAGCAUGGGCGGCUACACCGACAUUGUCAUCAUGCUGCUGGAGAGGAACGUGGACAUCAACAUCUACGACUGGAACGGCGGCACUCCUCUGCUCUACGCCGUGCGCGGCAAUCACGUCAAGUGUGUCGAGGCCCUACUAGGUAACGGGGAAGAUCUGCCCUUAGUCCUUGGCCUCGUUGCUCGUGGUGCUGACCUGACAACAGAGGCAGAUUCUGGCUACACCCCGAUGGAUCUGGCCGUGGCUCUAGGACACAAGAAAGUCCAACAGGUUAUCGAAAAUCACAUCCUCAAGCUAUUCCAGAGAAAGGAGCUGGAGUGA
Antrostomus carolinensis (chuck-will's-widow) is the source of this 894-nucleotide messenger RNA. RefSeq names its product DNA-binding protein RFXANK. The transcript has 9 exons. The coding region runs from base 1 to 894 and encodes 297 amino acids. Gene Ontology annotation, biological process: positive regulation of transcription by RNA polymerase II. Lineage: Eukaryota; Metazoa; Chordata; Aves; Caprimulgiformes; Caprimulgidae. Gene Ontology annotation, molecular function: protein binding. The record is from RefSeq and is a predicted model, not a curated record. Gene Ontology annotation, cellular component: nucleus.